GAUCAUCUUCAUCCCCACAAACCGACUUCAGUCGGUCUCAAAGAAAACAGUAAUUCACUCGCAUUUUAUCUUGGGUGAUCAACGAUGGCGCCGCUUCUGACCCAACCACCACGCCCGACUGAAGAUUUUUAUUCCGGCAUCUCCUCACCUGUGAUUUCUGACACCGUGUAUGUGGCGGUUGGGAAGUCAGUGGAGAAGACAGCGGCUUUGCUUCAGUGGACUUUCAGCAUGUUUCCGGGGCGGGAAAUUUGUUUGAUUCAUGUGCAUCGACCUUCUCCUCUCAUCCCAACUCUGUUGGGUAAACUACCAGCUGCUCGAGCAAGUCCUGAAAUCGUAGCAGCAUUUAGAAAUGAGGAGAGAGAGGAGAUGGACAAACUCUUAUCUACUUACUUAAUCAUUUGCACCAGAUCAAGGGUUAAAGCAGGCUUUAUUACUGCUGAAGCUGGCGAAGUUCAGAAGGGAAUCCUGAAUUUAGUAAAUCUGCACACCAUAACAAAACUUGUUGUUGGAGCAAUCCCAGAUUUCAUGAAAGGGAAAAAAAGCUCCUGCAAAGCCUGCCAUGUCUCAAAGCAUGCUCCUUCUUUCUGUGAGAUGUGGUUUGUUGACAAAGGAAAGCUGAUCUGGACUAAACAAGCUUUGACAAGCGUACGCAUUCAUCCACCUAACUGUCAGUUGGCUACAUCCUUUACCGAGAAUUUUAGAUCUUGCUCCUUAGAAUCCGUCCAGAAUGAGGCAGAAUGUGUUAAAAGUUCAUUUGAUGUGCUGCAUAGCCAUAGCAUGUCAUCAUCAAUGAGCCUAAAUUCCUGCGCGGGAAGCACCACUUUGACUGGACCAAGUGGAUCUAGUACUUUGAGAGCAAAGUCCGAGGAAGAGAAAUUGUGUAUUCAGGUUGCAGAAUUACAUGGUGAAGUCGAUGAAUCAAAAGAUGAAGCAAAUCAAGAGCUCCUGGAGCAAAAAACGGUGGAAGAGGAGGCUCUAAAAUCAAUUAACGAGGUUAAAGCCUUGGAAAGUGCUUACUCUGAUGAAGUGAAACAUCGAAUAGAUGCUGAAGAUGAACUUACAAUUGCAAUUCAAGAACAAGAAAAGCUACUGAAAGAAAGAGAGAGAAUAUCUCAAGAGUUACAGAGGACCAUGCGGAAUAUAGCUGUCCUGGAUAGUCGUGCACAUGAAGCAAACCGCAGACGUGCAGAAGUUGCUGCUGAGUUGAAGCUCAUUCAGGCUUCCAUUGCUACUUUGCGGAAAGAGAGGCAGAAACUUCAGAUUCAGAAGACUGAAGCUAUGAGAUGGCUUCAUAGAUGGAAAAGCCAUGAACAAUGUGAAGGUGAAAAUGAGAACAAACUUUUUUGUUCAGUAGAAGAUGUUUAUGAAAUGCCGGAGUUUUCAUUGUCGGAUCUGGAGGCUGCUACAUGCUGUUUCUCAGAGACUUUCAGCAUUGGCCAAGGAGGGUACGGCGUUGUGUACAAGGGGGAAAUCUUAAAUAAGACUGUUGCCAUCAAGAAGCUCCAUUUGUACAAUAUGCAGAGGCAACUAGAGUUCCACAGAGAGGUUCUAUGUCUCGGAAGACUGCAUCAUCCUAAUAUCGUGGAUUUAAUUGGAGUAUGCCGAGAGUCAUGGUUGCUCGUUUAUGAGUAUUUGCCCAGUGGUAGCCUUCGAGACCUGUUGGAAAACAACAUUAAUACCCUCACCUGGAAGGUCAGAGCACAAAUUGUGGCCGAUAUUGCAAGUGGCAUUUUGUUCCUGCAUUCUUUCAAACCUAAAAAGAUAAUCCAUGGAAACUUGAAACCCGAGAAUAUCCUCCUGGCUCCUCAAAACAGAUGCAAAAUAAGUGAUUACAUGGAUCAUAUGCUUACGGCUGGCCAAGCUGCUCGGUGCCCUAGUUUUCGGGGUUGUUCUGGAUCCAGUGGUUGUUUAUAUACCGAUCCUGAAACUCAUCGAACCGGAACACUGACCCAUAAGUCUGACAUAUAUUCAUUUGGAAUAAUCACACUUCAGCUAGUUACAGGCAAAACUCAUGGAGGUUUAGUUGGCGAGGUACGCAGGACAUUAUCGCGAGGCAAAGUCGAAUCUCUCUUGGAUUUUUCUGCAGGAGAGUGGUCAACAUAUGUGGCUCGAAGGCUGGUAGAAUUGGGGUUGCAAUUCUGUGAAUUGAACAGUAGGGAAAGACCGGAGCUUACUUUAUCGCUGGUUAAAGAGCUGCAGUGUAUGCCUUUCUUGGAAGAGCUGACAGCACCAUCUUUUUUCUUGUGCCCGAUUCUUCGUGUCUGGUUUCAGGAAAUAAUGCAUGACCCUCAGGUGGCAGCAGAUGGGUUCACCUACGAAGGAGAGGCGAUACGUGAAUGGCUAGGAAAUGGGCACGAAACUUCACCAAUGACGAACGCACAGUUAAGUGAUGUAAACCUAACACCCAAUCAUUCUCUAAGGCUUGUUAUUCAAGAUUGGAUUGCGAAUCUCAAAAUCAGCUCAGUAUAAAUGUUAAAGGUGCCAUGUUACUCGGGAUGUGCAUAAUGUAUAGACAAUCAAGAGUUGCUGUGAUUAUUAACAUAGUAUCACAAAAAGCUAGCUAAUUUACUUCUAA
This is a messenger RNA of Salvia hispanica, 2575 nucleotides long. RefSeq names its product U-box domain-containing protein 33-like. Gene Ontology annotation, molecular function: protein kinase activity; ATP binding; ubiquitin-protein transferase activity. Gene Ontology annotation, biological process: protein ubiquitination; protein phosphorylation. NCBI's taxonomy places the organism in Eukaryota, Viridiplantae, Streptophyta, Magnoliopsida, Lamiales, Lamiaceae. The record is from RefSeq and is a predicted model, not a curated record.